AUGCCACGAGUUGGUCCCGCAUGCCUGACCUGCCGGCAAAAAUGCCGCAAGUGCGAUCGUGCUCGUCCUGAUUGUCAACGAUGUCGCUCGAAAGGUUUAGUAUGUGGAGGAUAUCCGGAACAAUUCAGAUUCUGUGGAAUCGCCAGUCGGGGUAAAUGGAAGGGUGCUCGUAUCCCGGUUAGCAGUAGAAGCUCUACCAGGACACGAACAGGAAUAAGCGAUGCAGCCCCAGAGACCCACACAUCACCGACGCAAGAAGUUACUGUGACUGCCUGCUUCCCUUCAAAAGGCGAUCAAGCCCCUGCAGCCAUCACACUUGGUAGCUCGAAGUCCCCAGCUCAGGAAGCACCUGUCCCGGGAAGCUUUCACGAAAAACAUAGCCGGCCACUGCCAGAGCUUCCAGACGAUAUUACCACACUUCUCAACUCCCCCGACACGGCGAAAUUGUUAGGUCAUUACGAUGAGAUUAUUUGCCCUCAUCAGAUAGCUGAGGUGGGAGAUGAUCCAGAAAACCCGUAUCGAGCGUACAUUCUCCCGCUGGCGCGAAAGAAGAUUGGCUUGUUGUAUGCCGUCCUUGGACUUGCUGCUUCUCACCUCGGGCGAAUGAUUGGCGACGAGUUCUUACAUGAAGCUACUGCAGUUGAGUACCGAAUGAAAGCCAUACGUGCACUCAGUGAGGAAAUUCGAAAGAGCCAAAGAACCUCUUUGCUUGAAGACGAGCAGGAUACGGUUUUGGCAAUAAUCCAGGUUUUAUUACUUCAUGAUAUCAGUGAAUCAGGGGUAUCGAGCCAUGGCAUUCAUAUCACAGGCGCCAUGUCCGUCUGUAAACAGCUGCUCAUCGCCGAGGGACUGCACCGCCGACGCCAGCGGGCUAUGUUUUUUCUCGGCAACCUGGCUUGGCUUGACAUAAUUCGAGCGUUUGCUGGCUCCGAGAGAAUGUGUUUUUCUCAAGAUAUUCGCGAGUUGGUUGCUUUCGCAAGUGAUAAGAAGUUCGAGUUGGUAAAUGGUUGUCCUAGAGAAGUCUUCUUAGUCAUUGGUGGGGCGCUGGAGAAAGCAAAGGAAUACACACUGGGUUGGCUAACUUGGGAUGAGUAUCAGAUUGCCCUGCUCCUGGCGAGGCAUAAGCUCUACUCGUGGAACCCGCAAGGGAGGGACUAUCCUAGCCCCGAUCCUCUCUGGCUGGCCAUCGCGGAGGCCCAUCAGUUCGCAAGUAUACUGCGUAUUCUCUGGUUGUUAGACCCGUCGAAGCCAGCCAGCAGUCCGGAUAUACAGGAAUGUGUCAAAAGAAUACUUGAUGCAACGGCCUUGAUUUCUCCAGACUGCUCAUUGUUGGAGCUUCUCGUCUUACCUGUCUUCAUGGCAGGGGCUGAUUGCCUCUCGCGCCAUUCACAGUACUAUGUUCUGACGAGGCUGCACGAAAUCGAGCGGAGAUCGGAAUUUCGCAACCCUGUUCCAGCUGACUUACUGAGAAAGGUGUGGGACGCGCGUGCGGCACAGGCACCAGAUGAUUCUGCAAACAUUUCAUGGACGACUUUCACACACUGUCCCGGAUUGGCGCGACAACAUGAUUAUCUGAUCAUUUGA
Messenger RNA from Aspergillus sclerotioniger CBS 115572, 1584 nucleotides. Its product is annotated as Zn(II)2Cys6 transcription factor. Gene Ontology annotation, molecular function: DNA-binding transcription factor activity, RNA polymerase II-specific; zinc ion binding; transcription cis-regulatory region binding. NCBI's taxonomy places the organism in Eukaryota, Fungi, Ascomycota, Eurotiomycetes, Eurotiales, Aspergillaceae. The record is from RefSeq and is a predicted model, not a curated record. Gene Ontology annotation, cellular component: nucleus. Gene Ontology annotation, biological process: positive regulation of transcription by RNA polymerase II. Bases 1 to 1584 code for a protein of 527 amino acids. The transcript has 6 exons.